GCUCUGGUUCUGAUAAGUUUCAGCUGUCAAGUCUCUGCACUGUAACAUGGCUUUCUUUGUGAUACAUCUUUUGUUUUGCACUACUUUGUUUGCUCGCUAUAAAGCUUCCGAAGUAAAUUUAGUGAACGAAGAAGUUAAACGUUUUGUGGAUCUAGCAACUCACUUAGCAAAAAUGACCACAGAAGUGACUAUUUCGAACAGUGGACCUGCGGCUGCAUACUCUUUUCUCAUUGCCUUGGACCCAGAGCUGGAAAGUCAUCUCGCUUUUAUUGGGGUGAAAGGAGAAGAUGAAGAAGAAAAUGUCCUGGAACUACAAGAGACAGAAGUCCGUGAAAAGAGCGGUCGAUUCUUCAGAGUGAAGUUUCCAGCUGCUCUUGCAGUUGGGGCUAAGACAAAGAUCACAGUAGAAACUGUUUUCACCCAUGUUCUGCGACCAUAUCCUACCCAUAUCACACAGGCAGAACGUCAGUUUGUCAUAUUUGAAGGAAAUCACUACUUCUUCUCCCCCUAUCCCACAAAGACCCAGACCACCCGCAUCAAACUAGCUUCAAGAAAUGUGGAAAGCUACACUAAGCUGGGAAAUCCUUCUAAGUCAGAGGACACUCUUGAAUAUGGACCCUUCAAAGAUGUUGGCUCAUAUAGCCAGGAUCGUCUCAAAGUACACUAUGAAAACAACACCCCCUUCCUGACUGUUGCAUCUAUGACCCGGCUGAUUGAAGUGUCACAUUGGGGUAACAUUGCAGUUGAAGAAACUGUAGAUUUGAAGCAUACUGGUGCUGUCCUUAAAGGUCCUUUCUCUAGAUACGACUACCAGCGACAGCCUGACAGUGGAAUCUCAUCUAUUAAGUCAUUUAAGACCAUUCUUCCAGCAGCUGCCCAGGAUGUGUACUACAGGGAUGAAAUUGGGAACAUUUCUACUAGUCACCUUGCUGUUCUUGAUGACUCUGUUGACAUGGAAAUCCGUCCCCGAUUCCCACUGUUUGGGGGUUGGAAAACUCACUAUGUCAUUGGGUACAACCUUCCAAGCUAUGAGUAUCUCUACAACCUUGGUGAUCAGUAUGCUCUGAAGAUGAGAUUUGUUGAUCAUGUUUUUGACGAUCAGGUUAUCGAUUCCCUUACAGUCAAGAUUAUUCUUCCGGAAGGUGCCAAAAAUAUUCAUUUGGAAAACCCAUAUGAAAUUAAUCGAGCCCAGGAUGAACUUCACUACACCUAUCUUGAUACUUUUGGACGUCCUGUUGUAGUUGCAUACAAGAAUAACUUAGUGGAGCAGCACAUUCAAGACAUUGUGCUGCAUUACACAUUUAAUAAGAUUCUGAUGCUUCAGGAGCCUCUAUUGGUCGUUGGUGCAUUCUAUAUUCUGUUUUUCACAGUCAUUCUGUACGUGAGGCUGGAUUUUUCCAUUACAAAGGAUCCAGCUGCUGAGGCAAAAAUGAAAGUGGCCUCCAUAACAGAGCAAGUCUUAACUCUGGUAAAUAAACGUUUAGGCUUGUACCGCCACUUUGAAGAGUCUGUGAAUAAAUAUAAACAGUCCAGAGAUAUUGCCACGCUGAAUGCUGGCAAGAAGACCUUGGAAACAGAACAUCGUAAUUUGACCAAUGAGAUUGCAUCUCUGCAGUCGAAGCUGAAAACAGAGGGGUCUGAACUGUCUGACAAAGUUGCUGAAAUUCAGAAGCUGGAUGGUCAAGUGAAAGAGCUUGUGUUGAAGUCCUCCCAAGAGGCUGAACGUCUGGUUGCUGGGAAGGUCAAGAAGGAGACUUACAUUGAAACUGAUAAGCAACUGAGUUCCAAACGGCAAGACUUGAUCAACAAAGUUGACAACAUUCUUGAUGCAUUGUGACAUAUACAUUGUAACAUAUCCACUCAAAAACAAAUUAUGUGUAUGUUUUUUGUUAUAAACCUGUUGGCAAAUCCUCUGGAUAUGGUGGGAGGUUAUCAUUACAAAUGUUUGGGAAGGGAAUUAAAUGAAGAGUGAAAGUUAAUGUUGGCCUUUUUGCUGAGAUCUUUUGUUUAUGGCUGAAGUUAAGCAUAUCAGUUUUAUUUUGUGCUUCACAUUGAGAUGUGUGAAAUAUUGUUGAAAAGACAUUAACAGUGCAAUUUUUUGUACAGAAAAAAUAGAAAUGCAGUCUCUCAAAGUACACUACCCUUUACAUUUUGGCAGGUGAAAGAUGGUAAUUUUGUUUUGUUUAUUGCCACUUCAUUGCAGUUUAUCAUUCAUUUCAUGCGAAGUGUUGCAUAAGACUCUGAAGACAUAAAAAAAAAGUUUUGGAAUAUUCCUUUGAAUACAAAGUAUGUUCAGAUUCCAUCAUUUUUAAUAUGCAGUAAAGAUGAAAUUUAAAUAAACGAGAGAUUGAAAAUGUCUUGCAUCCCAUUUUUGGAUGAUAAAGAUAAAUGCCCACAUGUGCUGAAAUAUUUAACUGAACAUACGUUUUUGUUUUAUGAAAUAUGACAAUGCUUUGUAUUUACUGGAAUGUCACAGCAGUUAGUGUUACAAAGAUGCUGUCAUCAUCUUUUAAUAACAAUACAACAAAUAGCUGACAUUGACAGCCAGGAGUGUUAAUAUUGCUAUGUACAGCACUGACUAACUUGACUGAAAAGCAAUCAGUCUGUGGUUAAUUUCACAUUUUGAUUUAUUUCAUUAAAGAGAAGCUUGUGGGGCAAAACCUGCUUACAAAA
Messenger RNA from Protopterus annectens (West African lungfish), 2673 nucleotides. It is a transcript of the gene RPN1, whose product is annotated as ribophorin I. NCBI's taxonomy places the organism in Eukaryota, Metazoa, Chordata, Ceratodontiformes, Protopteridae. The transcript has 10 exons. The record is from RefSeq and is a predicted model, not a curated record. Bases 47 to 1837 code for a protein of 596 amino acids. Gene Ontology annotation, cellular component: oligosaccharyltransferase complex; membrane.